Molecule: messenger RNA, 1549 nt
Organism: Helicoverpa zea (corn earworm)
Lineage: Eukaryota; Metazoa; Arthropoda; Insecta; Lepidoptera; Noctuidae
Product: parkin coregulated gene protein homolog
Exons: 5
Coding region: 84-857 (257 amino acids)
Molecular function (GO): Hsp70 protein binding; Hsp90 protein binding
Source: RefSeq, a predicted model, not a curated record
AGAUCGAUAUUAUAAGAUUAUUUACUCACGGGUGAACGUAGCAUGUUUUUUUGAUAUAUUUUUUUAUGAGAAAGUGAGUAAAGAUGGUGCUAUUACCGCCGUGCGCUCCCGAACAGUGCGGGAAGGAUUUCCGACAUUCUCUGAAGAAGCCAAGUCCCAACUAUCCUUAUGGGCACAAGACAAAGAAACCGAGGGUGGUCCCUGCCUUCACAAUACAAGCUAUGCAAAAGAACACAAAAGUGCUUCCACCACCAAAAUGUGGAGUAUUCGAUCCGCUACCCCCUCGGCCCACCAUGUUCAGGAAGUGUUACCAGCGAGGAGAGUUUCCUGUCUGUAUCGAGUUCACUAACUUCGGCAAACGACUGGCUUGGAAGGUACCCAUAGAAAAACUGGACUUUCAUCACUAUUUACCCAUGUUCUUCGACGGGCUGGCUGAAGGUUCUUACCCAUACAACUUCAUUGUGGAGAGAGGAAUUCAUGACCUGAUCACUAAGGGGUCUUACAAGGUUCUGCCGGUGGUACCUCAACUCAUUAUACCGAUUAAAAACGCUCUAGCAACGAAGCGUCCUACGGUGUUGUGUCACGCGCUCAAAUGUAUCCAGAUGUUGGUCACUGGCUGCGAGAGAGUCGGCGAAGCCCUGGUGCCUUACUACCGACAGAUUCUACCCACACUUAACCUGUUCAAGGAUAAAAACCGUAACAUCGGUUCCGCUAUAGACCACACUACAACCCGGGGAGAAAAUGUGGCAGAUCUCAUAGAGAGCACCCUUCAGUUGCUAGAACGAUACGGAGGGCCUGAUGCAUUCAUAAACAUCAAGUACAUGAUACCGACAUACGAAUCAAGUGUCCUCAAUUGAUUUAUUAAAACUAGCUUGCACUUAUUAGCCUUUUUCAAAAAAGUACAACAAUAUUUUUUUUAAUAUCUGAAAGACGAAAAAUAUCGUUGGACUUUUUCUCGAAUCUGAUUGUUUAUUAUGCCACUACGAGUUUUAAAACUCCAUUUUUGUGACGCACUGAUUUUUAUGUAGACCCUAAAUGAUAAUUAAGUACUUAUUACUAAUUAUUAUUAUGAAGUUUUGAUAUCGUUGUUUUUUAAUGUUUAUGAAAUAUUAAUUUAAAUUGUGUGUGAUAAUAAUUAUGAUUAGGUUAUACAGUUUGCAGUUUAUUGACUGGAGAACUUAUUUCAUUUUGGCAAGGAGGUUGGUGUUUAUUUGUUUGUUUGGUUUAAAGAUUAAGAAGCGGUUUACCGCGACCAAAUGUUAAUAUGCCACCCCCAUUUCAAUUAAUGUUGAACAUUAUUUCGACAACAGCAUUUAACCAUUUUUCAAUCGUGUACGUGUUUGUAGCUUAGAAUGAAUGUUUAAUAAAAUUAAGUGUUAUAAAAAUAUACUCGCUUAUUAUAAUAUUCAUUGAAUUCUAUUGGAUUGUUAUGUUUUGCAUAAUUAUUUAUUGCAGAUUUAGCAGUAGUUAGUUUUUGUUGAAGUUUAUAUUAUGUAAUGACAUUUUUUUUUCGUUUUUGUUAUAAUAAAUUAUUCGUGAUUGAUAGUGA